Molecule: messenger RNA, 1752 nt
Organism: Mytilinidion resinicola
Lineage: Eukaryota; Fungi; Ascomycota; Dothideomycetes; Mytilinidiales; Mytilinidiaceae
Product: STE3-domain-containing protein
Exons: 2
Coding region: 1-1503 (500 amino acids)
Biological process (GO): G protein-coupled receptor signaling pathway
Cellular component (GO): membrane
Molecular function (GO): mating-type factor pheromone receptor activity
Source: RefSeq, a predicted model, not a curated record
AUGGACUCCUCGAUUUUGGAAGGGAUCAGUUAUCCCUAUUACACCGUCGCAGUCGUCAUACCCGUUCUCUCAGCAAUCACCAUCGUCCUCGACAUCCCAAUGCUCAUCUGGCAUUGCCACCAGCGCAAUCUAGCCGCCACGAGCCUCGUCCUCUGGAUCAUGAUCAUGAACCUCGUCAAUGUCAUCAACGCGAUCAUCUGGCCACGCGACAACCUCACCGAAUGGUGGAACGGCAACGUUCUCUGCGACAUUGAGUCCCGGCUCGUCAUCGGCGCUUGGGUCGCUCUUCCCGGUGGUCUUGCAUGCAUCCUUCGCAGGCUGGCAAAAGUCCUGGAUACCAAGAACAUCGUAGUGGCUCCAUCACGCGCCCAUCGGAUCCGGGAACUCGUCUUCGAUCUUCUCUGGUGCUGGGUUUUCCCCGUGCUGUCCAUGGUCAUGUACUACUUCGUGCAAACCAUCCGCUACUUCAUCUACGGCAUCCAAGGCUGCGGCCCCGGCUUCCACACCAGCUGGGCAUCCGUCGUCUUCGUCUGGAUCUGGCCACCAAUCAUCGACAGCUUUGCGGCCUACUACUCCGUCGUCCUCGUCUACCGCCUCUACAAGUACCGCUCCCAGUUCAGCCACCUCGUCAACGCCCGCGGCCAGACCAGCUCCCGCUUCCUCCGCCUCUUUGCCGUCACCUUCAUCAUUUGCAUAGGCACUCUGCCACUGCUCUUCUACAUCCUUUACGACAACGCCAGCGUCCUCCGCACUCAAAACGAGGCAUACGACUGGGGUCGUGUGCACGAGCACACAGGCGACACCGUCCUCUACGUACCCAGCAAUGGCAAGGUCCGCUACGAGGUCUGGAUCCGCAUCGCAAACGGCUAUCUCAUCUUCCUCCUCCUCGGCACCGGCGCAGAAGCAUACCAGCUGUACAAGGGAUGGUUGGUCAAGCUGGGCCUCGGGAAAGUGGUGCAGGCAUUAGAAUCGAGCACGGCGUCAGUCAAGACGAGCUGGCUCUCUGUUUCGGAGAAGACGAAGACGGCGUUCAAGUCCAAGGUCUCGCAUGCCUCGUCGUCUGAGGCUACCACGGUCACGGAUAGUUCUCAAACCGCCUCUAUCGGCCAGACUUCCACGACUGAGUCAAUGCUCAAGCACCCAGUUGCGAACACUACGACGAAGAAGCCGUCCGCUUUCAAACGCCUGUUCCAGUAUUCCUCCGCCCGUCCAAACAUCCUCCCCAUUUCCGUCAUCGACACCGAAGACACUUCCAAUAUCUACUUUCCCAAGUCCGCGAAAACCGCAAAGGCAGCCAGCAAGUGGCGAGAUUCGGAUCAAUCUGCUUCCUCUUCGAAACCCCAGCUCGACAUGGCGCUCGUCUCUGGCUCCCCCGGCAUCGUUGCGCAUGCAUGGUCGACGGAGCGAUCGCCGUCUACUGCGGAGGGACUGAAGGAUAACGCGGUGACUGUGCGGCAUGAGGUCCUUGUAGAGAGUGAGAAGGGUCGUAAGGUAGAGGUUUAAACCGCCUCCUGGUGUAACUCUUCAAAGGAAGGGUUGUGAAGAGGAAGGUCGGAGUCGAGUCGCCUCUGGGGCAUGGAGUUGAGUGCCUGGAGAAACACAAUCUUUGCUGCAUUUACGAGCGUUGCAUAACUUUCUUUUGUCUUCUUUCUUUCUUUAAUCAGCUGCAGGUUUCGAUAGGCCUGUCAGAGCAUUUGCAUCGAGUUGGCUUUGCUGAUAGGUCAAGGUGUCUGUAUUACGGAUGGAGCGAAU